Molecule: messenger RNA, 950 nt
Organism: Grammomys surdaster
Lineage: Eukaryota; Metazoa; Chordata; Mammalia; Rodentia; Muridae
Product: olfactory receptor 8B8-like
Exons: 1
Coding region: 1-933 (310 amino acids)
Biological process (GO): sensory perception of smell; G protein-coupled receptor signaling pathway
Cellular component (GO): membrane
Molecular function (GO): odorant binding; G protein-coupled receptor activity; olfactory receptor activity
Source: RefSeq, a predicted model, not a curated record
AUGGCUGUGGCAAAUGUCUCUGUGGUAACUGAAUUCAUUCUCUUGGGGUUAAUAGACCAGCCUGACCUCCAAAUUCCCCUGUUUCUGAUCUUUCUACUAAUGUACAUGAUAACUGCAUUGGGAAAUUUGGCUUUAAUUAUACUCAUUGUGUUGAAUUCUCACCUUCACACCCCUAUGUAUUUUUUCCUUUUUAACUUAUCCUUUGUAGACUUUUGUUACUCUUCUGUAAUUAUACCAAAAAUGCUGAUGAACUUUACUCUAAAGAAAAAUUUUAUCUCAUAUGCGGGAUGUAUGACCCAGUUCUAUUUAUUUGGUUUCUGUGUCAUUUCUGAGUGUUAUAUUCUCACAUCAAUGGCCUAUGAUAGAUAUGUGGCCAUUUGCAAUCCACUUUUGUAUAACAUUGUCAUGUCUCCCAAGGUGUGUUCUUAUCUUAUGCUUGCUUCAUAUUUGAUGGGGUUUUCUGGUGCUAUGAUCCACACUGGAUGUGUCCUGAGACUGACUUUCUGUGAUGGAAACACCAUCAACCAUUAUUUCUGUGACCUCCUCCCUCUGCUGCAGCUCUCCUGCACCAGCACCUAUGUCAAUGAGAUAGAGGUGUUCAUUGUAGCAGGAAAGGACAUCAUUGUACCCACUGUGAUCAUCUUUAUCUCAUACGGCUUCAUCCUUUCUAGCAUAUUGCAGAUGAAGUCCACUGAGGGCAAGUCAAAGGCCUUCAGCACCUGCAGCUCCCACAUAAUUGCUGUUUCUCUGUUCUUUGGAUCUGGUGCAUUUAUGUAUCUCAAACCCAAUUCAGCUGGAACAAUGAAUAAUGGAAAGACGUCUUCAAUCAUUUAUACCAUUUUAAUUCCUAUGAUGAAUCCAUUAAUUUACAGCUUGAGGAACAAAGACAUUAAAGUUGCCUUGAGAAAAACCUUGAGAAAGAAAAUCUUUUAAUCUGAAACUGUAGCUUA